UUUAGGGGGCAGAAAUAGAUUUGGAAUGAGAAUAGAUGAUUGAAUUGAAUAAUAAAUAUAAUAAAAAAAAUUAAAUUGAAUUGAGUUCUUCUAAAAUAUUUGAUUCCAAAUAAAAAAAUAAAAAUUAAAAGUAGUCCAAACCAUCUGAAAAACUCUAUUGAUUGGUUAAUGUUGGAGAAUUAGGAAAGCAUAUAAGCAAAGAGGAGUUCUAAUAAAGAAACAGAGAAAUCCAAGAAAGCUUGCAGAAAUUUUUAUAGACACAGUAAGCUGUAGAGCAGUUUAAAAGAGAGAGUGAGCCGUAGAAACUAACAAAUCUCACUAAUUGUUUAUGAAUACGUACCAAUCUAUAGAUGGCUGCACAUGUUUGAUCUCUUCUAGUCCAUCGACACUAUCAAGCAAAGAAAGUUCAAAGCUCAAUCCAAAUCUGCCUCUCUCUAGCCGGCUAAAAACAGCCCAUAAAUAUACAAACCAUUUGAUACCCUUUUCUUCUCCUCCUCCCUGCAUAACCAUAAAUUCCCUGUAGCUUAUACUCCUUCACCGAAAAAGGAAAAAAAAAAACAACCAUGGACCUUCCUUCUAACCUGUUGCCCGACGAGGCUAGCCCUGAGUGGUUGAACAAAGGCGACAAUGCAUGGCAACUCACUGCAGCUACUCUGGUGGGCCUACAAAGCAUACCAGGCCUCGUAAUCCUAUACGGAAGCAUGGUAAAGAAGAAAUGGGCUAUAAACUCAGCAUUCAUGGCCUUCUAUGCCUUUGCAGCAGUUCUUGUAUGCUGGGUAGGGUGGGUUUACCGCAUGUCUUUUGGUGAAAAGCUUGCCUUCUUCCUUGGAAAACCUGGUGUUGCAUUGGACGAGAAGUUCUUGCUAGGGAAACCAUUUCUAGGUUACUUUCCCACAGCUACAAUGGUGUUUUUCCAGGGCGUGUUUGCUUGUAUAACGCUGAUAUUGAUCGGUGGUUCUCUUCUUGGGAGGAUGAAUUUUCGUGCCUGGGUAUUGUUCGUGCCAUUGUGGUUAACAUUCUCGUAUACAGUUUCAGCGUUUAGCAUAUGGUGCCCAGAUGGGUGGCUGGCCAAACUUGGGAUUAUUGAUUUUUCAGGAGGCUACGUUAUUCACCUCUCCGCUGGUGUUGCUGGCUUCACUGCUGCAUGUUGGGUGGGACCCCGAAGUGAGAAGGACAGAGAGAAGUUCCCACCCAACAACAUAAUUCUUAUGCUUGCAGGCGCAGGUCUGCUUUGGAUGGGGUGGAGCGGAUUCAACGGCGGCGGUCCCUUCGUCGCCAGCGUCGAUGCAUCUCUGGCCGUCCUUAACACCCACGUCUGUACAGCCACCAGCAUACUCACCUGGCUCCUUCUGGACACGCUUUUCUUCGGAAAGCCCUCUGUCAUUGGUGCCAUACAGGGCAUGAUCAGUGGUCUGGUUUGCAUCACUCCUGCUGCAGGAGUUGUACAGGGAUGGGCAGCGAUGAUAAUGGGGACAAUGUCAGGAAGCAUUCCUUGGUACACAAUGAUGGUUCUCCACAAGAAGGUUAAGUUCCUAAGCAAAGUUGACGAUCCCAUGGCCAUAUUCCACACCCACGCCAUUGCAGGCAGCCUAGGGGGAAUCCUGACUGGAUUUUUCGCUGUCCCAAAAUUAUGUCGCCUAUUCUACAUGGUAACCAAUUGGGAAAAAUACAUUGGCUUAGCAUAUGGACUCGAAAAUGGACGAACUAGUGCUGGAUUUAGACAAAUGGGAAUUCAAGUAGCAGGAAUUGUUUUUGUGACCUGCUUAAACGUAGUUUCCACUAGCUUAAUUUGUUGGUUUAUCGGAUUAAUAGUUCCUCUAAGGUUGUCUGAUGAUGAGUUGCAAGUAGGCGAUGAUGGUAUCCAUGGAGAGGAAGCUUUUGCUUUGUGGGGUGAUGGGGAGAGAUUUGAGAAUUACAAGCAUAAUUCGGUUUAUGACGCAGAAGAGCUAUCUUAUGUAAAUUCAAGGCCUAUGGUCGAUGAUCCUUAAGUUUCCGCUUAAUAUGAUUGAAAACAACAUUUUGCGUAGGAGCUACUGAUCAAACACAACCAUAUCCUGGAUCAGAGUAGAAAAAUAUCUCAGAGAUGGCUGAACACCCAAUAUCUCAACCAGCUAUGGUUCAUAAUUGAGUUUAAUUCAAUGUUUUAUAUUUUAAAAAUGUAUUAACAAAAUUCCCCACUUCAAUAAUUAUGGCAUUCCUUCUUUAGUUUCAUGAGUUACCAGAUUCAAAGAUUGGAAUGGGGAAAAGGAAAUUUCCAAAUUCUUCCAUUUCCUUUGCUUACUGGCUAAGGGAAGAUGAUGAUGAUGGAUGUUGAACUUUUUUGUAUUUUCAACGCGCCCAUUUUAGUGUAUUCCUAUAUUCUCUUCUUACCUUAAAUAUUUUAU
Manihot esculenta (cassava) is the source of this 2384-nucleotide messenger RNA. Its product is annotated as ammonium transporter 2 member 4. The record is from RefSeq and is a predicted model, not a curated record. Gene Ontology annotation, cellular component: plasma membrane. Gene Ontology annotation, molecular function: ammonium channel activity. Gene Ontology annotation, biological process: ammonium transmembrane transport. NCBI's taxonomy places the organism in Eukaryota, Viridiplantae, Streptophyta, Magnoliopsida, Malpighiales, Euphorbiaceae. The transcript has 3 exons. Bases 564 to 1988 code for a protein of 474 amino acids.